Messenger RNA from Acanthoscelides obtectus, 902 nucleotides. Lineage: Eukaryota; Metazoa; Arthropoda; Insecta; Coleoptera; Chrysomelidae. The record is from the annotation of a GenBank genome assembly.
GCAAAGCUUGACAUAUACCUUAUGUUUCCGAGAAAAAAAAUGAGGCGGGGUUAGGGAGCCAUAUAAACGGCUUUCUCUUUAGUGAUUGGUUAUACAAAUUUACAAAUUGAUCCUUUCUGACCUUACUCAAUUGAUAGCUGGGAAUCUUUUUUUUUUAAGUUUCUAUGCCACUCGAACCUUUUUUUGAUUUGUGGAUUUUGACGUUCGGCCUUGAUUUUUGGCAAGUUCGUUAACCUAGAACAGUUUUUGCUUAAAAAAAGCGUACUGCUAUUUGGAUUUGGUGUUUUCAUGUAAUAUCUAGAAUACCAAAGUCCUUUUACAAUCCUUCCUUGCCUCGAAGUCUUUUAAAAACACCCAGCAUGCCUCGAGGUCGCGUCAAGAAAGAGGGACCAGAGUCUGGAGAAGACUCUGAUGAAUACAGAAAACGCAGAGACAGAAACAAUUUGGCAGUAAAGCGCAGUAGAGUGAAAUCUAAGCAGCGUACACAAGAGACGAUGAAUCGAGUAAACGAAUUGAGAAAUGAAAACAUUAUACUUGAAGAAAAAGUUAAAACACUUACUAAGGAGUUGGGAUUUCUGAAAGAAUUGUUUUUGGCUCAUGCAUCCAAUACAGCAAGCAAGUCGAAAUUUGAUGGAGUUGAUUUACAGAAACUAUUGGCUGAUACAACAGAGUCAUCUAAUAGUAGCAGUGUUACAGACAGUGCAAAUGCUGAAAACACUUGAAUAUUGCCUGAAUGAUUUUUGUUUUGGAUCUUAAUGUCGUUAUUUGUUACUAUUAUGUACCUUUAGAGUUAGGUAUUAUUUUUAUAUUAUAAGGCAUAUAAUUAUCUUUGAUUUUUUUUAAUAUACUGAUUAAAAUGUGAUGUACAGGUUGGUAAAAUAUAGAGAUUUUUGAUACAAAAU